Oncorhynchus nerka (sockeye salmon) is the source of this 2277-nucleotide messenger RNA. RefSeq names its product thioredoxin-interacting protein-like. The transcript has 6 exons. NCBI's taxonomy places the organism in Eukaryota, Metazoa, Chordata, Actinopteri, Salmoniformes, Salmonidae. Bases 294 to 1508 code for a protein of 404 amino acids. Gene Ontology annotation, molecular function: ubiquitin protein ligase binding. Gene Ontology annotation, biological process: protein transport. The record is from RefSeq and is a predicted model, not a curated record. Gene Ontology annotation, cellular component: cytoplasm.
ACCAACAGCAUGCACAGUCCCGAAACGGGAUAGUGAGUAUGCAGCGGGCGAGACUGGGUUGGGAUGUCUAUUGCCAUCCAUAUAAAACCAAAGCGGAGACUUGCUGUUUACAGUCAGCUCCCAAUUGUACGGUUGAUGACAAUAAGUAGCUAACAUUGUGACAGUAUAGUUAUUUGGAUAGUAAUCAAGACGUUGGACAUUUGUUAAUCGAUAGGCUUAACUAGCUAAUAAUAGUGGUCGGCUAUUUUCCAUUUAUAUUUUCUUACUCACUGGCACACUAAACGAAUAUUAAAAUGGUAAUCAUUACAAAGAAAUUGAAAAUAUUUGAGAUCGUUUUCCAUGAUCCUACUAAGGCUUUCUACUCCAGUGGUGACAAGGUAUCCGGGAAUAUUGUGGUUGAGGUGUCGGAGGUGACCAAGGUGUCCUCUAUGAGAGUGUUUGGAAUUGGAUGCGCAAAAGUAGAGUACGCGAAAGGAAAGCACAGAUGCGGUGAAGCCAUUGAAUAUCUGAAAUACGAAGAUACCGUUUAUCUGGACCAACAGACUAGAGAUUCCAACGGCUUGGUAACUCUCAGACCAGGGAACAGAUAUGAGUACAUGUUUGGCUUCGAGCUGCCACAUGCUGGGCAACUGGUGUCGUCUUACAAGGGGAAGUUUGGCUGUGUCCAGUAUUAUGUCAGGGCAGUGAUGGAGAGGCCUUCCCAGCCUGCCUUGCAGUGCGAGAAACACUUUGAGGUGGAGGAGCCCUUGGACGUCAACACCCCUGACCUCCUGGCUCCAGCUGCAGGUACGAAGGAGAAGAAGCUCACCUGCGUGUUCAUCCCAGAUGGACAUGUGUCCAUCAGUGCCAAGAUCAACCGCAAGGGCUUCUGCGAGGGCGAGGACAUCUGCAUCAAUGCCAAGUUUGAAAACACCUGCUCACGCAUCGUGGUGCCUAAGGCAGCCAUCAUGGUCAAGCACACCUACCAGGCCAAUGGCCGGACCAAGGUCCUGGGGCAGAAGCUCUCAGUCGUGAGGGGCAACCAUAUCAUCUCGGGCAUGUGUGACAUGUGGCAGGGCAAGACCAUCCAAGUGCCCAGGCUCAAGCCUUCACUCCUGGGGUGCGACAUCAUUCACGUGGACUAUGCCCUUAGGAUCUAUGUCCACAUUCCCGGCAGUGACAAGGUGGUCCUAGAGUUGCCCCUGGUCAUUGGGAACAUCCCCUUCAAUGGCUUUGGCAGCCGUACCAACAGCAUGAGCAGUCAGGCAGAGUCCCUGAACACCCCCUCCAGUAGCUUUGGGUCACUGCGCCUCCCGUCACAACCCCCCAGCUACAGCAACAUCUCCCGCGACUGCCGUAUCGACUCCCCCCUCACACCGCUGCUGGUCGACUAUGACGCAGAUGAGGAGGAAGGACUGUUCAUGCGCGCCCCCGAGCUUUGGUACCCUCCUCCCCCUGCCUACUCCGAGGUCGACGAGGAUCUCAAACAGCAAGGGCCAUGUUCUUCAGGUCUGCUGAACCACGAGUAAGAGUUGCAAUGAAUCCCCGUUGUAGUCUAAGCAUUGUCAGGGAACGGACUGGUUAAAGAGCAGCACUGCUGUAAAGCAGAAAGAGUGGCUCUAGCUCUGAAGAUUCUUUCAAGAAACAGAACUGAGAUGUGGACUUGAGAGUCAAGUUCAAGUGAAAUUAUUCAGGCUGAAUGAAUAUGGAUUGUAGAUGUUGGUGUCCACGGUCACUAUCGCCAUUGCAGUCUUCAGAAACGGAUUGUUCCUAUGUCUGUCUGUAACCCCCUUGCCAUUCCACGGUAGUUCUGUACUUCAGUGUGUUCGAGUGUUUUGACAGUUGCCAUAUUCUCUCAGAGGAAUGAAACAAUGUUAGAAUUCACAUCCAUACAUUGAGUGUGCACAGCUAUCAUUUUAGGUCAGACAGAUACGAUUACUGUGACCAUGCAAAAGUAAUGAAGGGAUAGAAAGUGUUUUAAUGUUACAUUCUAUUCCACUUUAUAUUAAUAUAAAUGGCUCUGUAAUUAGAUAAUGAAAAAUGACAUAUUUUUUUAUUCAUAAUAGUCUUCCAGAUUAUACUCGGUCAUUUUACAUGAAUUUUAACUCAGUGGUUUAUGGUAGAAGAGAGUGACUUCAUGGUAACGACAAAUCUUGUCGAAUGGGAAUGACUAAAUGAGAGAUCUACAUUAUGUAUUGAAUUUGGGUAUGUGAAAAUGCGAGAACUAUUUUAUAUGAGGAGAACCUAUGGGUUGGUUUUCUAUGCAAAGAAAAAAUAUAUAUUACAUUCUGAAGUGUU